UCUCUCUAUUAUCAAAACAGCCCAUGAACAUCUUGCAACUUGCAGCCCCUGUUAUGUUUAGGGCCUGAGAUUUGGAGUUGGAUAUGGGCUCCUGUUUGUGGCCUCCUGUCUUCCAGAGUCUUCCAGUGCUGUCCAGAUAACAUCUCUGAGAGUCUCUUGAGGCCACUGAAGCAAGAGGCUUCAAGGUUUGUUCUAGGCUUCUCCAGUUGGCAGGUCUUCCCUAUCCUACCCCCUCCCUCAGGGCUGCCAGGCAUAUCCCUGCCUGGGCCUCCUGGCACAAGAGAUAAAAUGAACAGGGCUACUCCCAGCAACUGGUCCAGCAGAUACCAGCAGGGAGGGAGCAGGAGAGAAGGAACAUGUCAGGGUGCUCACAGGAGUAGCUGGGGGGAAGUUUUGCUCUUUCCAGAUUCUUAAGCCAACAAAAGUGCCUUCAUCAUUUUCUGUCUGAGAGACAGAAAGCCCAGAAGGAGCCCAGAAGCAACAGUUCAACACAGGUGCUUCCUGCAGCCAAGUGGAUACGAGGAGCGGCCUGCAGCCAUGGGACAGGCCCUGGGUAUCAAGAGCUGCGACUUUCAGGCAGCAAGAAACAAUGAGGAGCACCACACCAAGGCCUUCAGCUCCCGGCGCCUCUUUGUGAGGAGGGGGCAGCCCUUCACCAUCAUCCUGCACUUCCGUGCUCCAGUCCACGCAUUUCUGCCUGCCCUGAAGAAGGUGGCCCUCAUUGCACAAACUGGAGAGCAGCCUUCCAAGGUCAACAGGACCCAAGCCACAUUCCCAGUGUCCAGUCUGGGGGACCGAAAGUCAUGGAGUGCAGCGGUGGAGGAGAGAGAUGCGCAGUCCUGGACCAUCUCUGUGACCACACCCGCGGAUGCUGUCAUUGGCCGCUACUCGCUUCUGCUGCAGGUCUCAGGCAGGAAGCCACGCCUCUUAGGCCGGUUCACAUUGCUCUUUAACCCCUGGAGUAGAGAGGAUGCCGUGUUCCUGAAGAAUGAGGCUCAGCGCACAGAGUACUUGUUGAACCAGAAUGGUCUCAUCUACCUGGGCACAGCUGACUGCAUCCAGGCAGAGCCCUGGGACUUUGGCCAGUUCGAGGGGAAUGUCAUCGACCUCAGCCUACACUUGCUGAGCAAGGACAAGCAGGUAGAGAAGUGGAGCCAGCCAGUGCACGUGGCCCGUGUGUUGGGUGCCUUGCUGCAUUAUCUCAAGGAGAAGAGGGUCCUGCCCACCCCGCAGACCCAGACCACCCAGGAAGGGGCCUUGCUGAACAAGCGCCGGGGCAGCGUGCCCAUCCUGCGGCAGUGGCUCACCGGCCGAGGCCGACCUGUGUAUGAUGGCCAGGCCUGGGUGUUGGCUGCUGUUGCUUGCACAGUGCUGCGAUGCCUGGGAAUCCCUGCCCGUGUGGUGACCACGUUUGCCUCAGCACAGGGCACCGGCGGGCGUCUGCUCGUAGAUGAGUACUAUAAUGAGGAAGGACUUCAGAACGGAGAAGGCCAGAGAGGCAGAAUCUGGAUCUUCCAGACUUCCACAGAGUGCUGGAUGACACGGCCUGCCUUGCCCCAGGGUUAUGAUGGAUGGCAGAUUCUGCACUCAAGUGCUCCUAAUAGAGGUGGAGUCCUGGGGUUCUGUGAUCUGGUGCCGGUCAGAGCAGUCAAGGAGGGGACGCUGAGGCUGACCCCAGCAGUGUCAGACCUUUUUGCUGCCAUAAAUGCCUCAUGUGUGGUCUGGAAGUGCUGUGAGGAUGGGAAACUGGAGUUGACUGACUCCAACACAAAGUACGUUGGCAACAACAUCAGCACCAAGGGUGUGGGCAGUGACCGCUGUGAGGACAUCACUCAGAACUACAAGUAUCCUGAAGGGUCUCUUCAGGAAAAAGAGGUGCUGGAGAGAGUUGAGAAAGAGAAAAUGGAACAUGGGAAAGACAACGGCAUCCGUCCUCCCACUCUCCAGAUUGCCAAUCCUCUGUACCUGCUCUUGAAAGCACCCAGCUCCCUACCCCUGAGAGGGGAUACCCAGAUCUCAGUGACGCUGGUUAACCACAGUGAGCAGGAGACGGCAGUGCUGCUGGCAGUCGGGGUCCAGGCUGUGCACUACAACGGUGUCCUUGCUGCCGAGCUCUGGAGGAAGAAGCUGCACCUCACGCUCAGUGCCAACCUGGAAAAGACAAUAACCAUUGGCCUGUUCUUCUCCAAUUUUGAGCGAAACCCACCCGAGAACACCUUCCUUAGACUCACCGCCAUGGCAACACACUCUCAGUCCAGCCUUAGCUGCUUUGCUCAGGAAGACAUUGCCAUUUGUAGACCGCAUCUUGCCAUCAAGAUGCCAGAGAAAGCAGAGCAGUAUCAACCCCUCACAGCCUCAGUCAGCAUCCAGAACUCCCUAGAUGCCCCCAUGGAGGACUGUGUGAUCUCCAUCCUGGGAAGGGGGCUCAUUCACAGAGAGAGGACGUACAGAUUUGGUUCAGUGCGGCCUCAAAACACCAUGUGUACCAAGUUCCAGUUCACGCCGACACAUGUGGGGGUCCAGAGGCUCACUGUGGAAAUGGACUGCAACAUGUUCCAGAACCUAACCAACUAUAAAAAUGUCACCGUGGUAGCCCCUGAACUUUCAGCUUAAAUUCCCAGCUCUAUCACCACUCUCCUGCCAACCCUUGCUCUACAAUCUAAACCAAACAUGUGCUAGGAAGAGAAACU
Molecule: messenger RNA, 2690 nt
Organism: Chlorocebus sabaeus (green monkey)
Lineage: Eukaryota; Metazoa; Chordata; Mammalia; Primates; Cercopithecidae
Gene: EPB42
Product: erythrocyte membrane protein band 4.2
Biological process (GO): peptide cross-linking
Molecular function (GO): protein-glutamine gamma-glutamyltransferase activity
Source: RefSeq, a predicted model, not a curated record